Messenger RNA from Saxophila tyrrhenica, 1326 nucleotides. RefSeq lists its product as uncharacterized. Gene Ontology annotation, biological process: basic amino acid transmembrane export from vacuole. NCBI's taxonomy places the organism in Eukaryota, Fungi, Ascomycota, Dothideomycetes, Mycosphaerellales, Extremaceae. Gene Ontology annotation, cellular component: fungal-type vacuole membrane. The transcript has a single exon. The record is from RefSeq and is a predicted model, not a curated record. The coding region runs from base 1 to 1326 and encodes 441 amino acids.
AUGCUGAACGAUUACCUCCCCACCAUCACCCCCCUAGGACCAUCUCUACCACCGCACUGCACACCCACCACCCCCUUCCUCCAGUACAUCAGCAGCCUCCUCCACACCUGCCUCCCCACCCCACUCGCUUUCAUCUCCAACACCCUCGGCAUCCUGUCGAUCAUCGCCUGGCUCUUCGCCCAACUCCCGCAGAUCUACAAGAACUACAGCUUAUCCAGUACCUCUGGCCUGUCGAUCUUCUUUCUGGUAGAAUGGUGUCUGGGGGAUUUGAGUAACUUGCUCGGAGCGCUGUUCACGCAUCAGGCGAGCUGGCAGGUGGCGAUUGGGUGUUAUUACGUUUUUGUCGAUGUUUGUUUGGUCGGGCAGUGGGUGUGGUAUGAGCGGUUGAGGCAUGGGAGGUUGAUUAAGAGGUUGAGGAGGGUGCGGAGUGGGGAAGGACCAGAGGGAUGGGAGGGUGGUGCUGGGAUGGCUGAGGUCGUCCGGGGAGAGGAGACGAAUGCAUCUCGUGCGGAUGCUUCGAUAGCAGGAUCAACCUCUUCGAAGCAGAGAUCUCGACCGCAGGCCAUCUUCCGCGCCCCAACGUUCCAGCAGGGCGCCAGCACGGGGGAGAAAGCACCUCCAACCCUCGCCGCCACACCCGGAGGCACGACCAUCUACCGCGUCGGCUCCUCCUCGCCUUUCUCGUCCCCUUCACCACGAACGCUCCUCCUCCUCGCCUGUCUCGCAGCCCUCGCCCAGGCCUCACCAAUCCUCACCCCACCACCAGAACCCCACGUCUCGACUUCCUCGCAACAGCCCACCCCCCUCGAAAACGCCGGCACAGCCCUCUCCUGGCUCUCCACCGCCCUCUACCUCGCCUCCCGCCUCCCGCAACUCCUGCACAACGCCCGCCGCCGCUCCACGUCCGGCCUCUCCCCCACCCUCUUCCUCGCCGCCUUCUGCGGCAACUCCUUCUACUCCGCUGCUCUCGCCACCAACCCCCGCGCCUGGUCCUCUUUCGCUCCUUACGGCGCACACGGCUGGGUCGGCCCCGAAGGCUCGGAUCGCGGAGCCUGGGUCACCGCCGCUUUACCGUUCUUCCUCGGGGCGGCGGGGGUGUUGGGGAUGGAUGGGAUGGUUGGGUGUCAGUUCUUGAUGUACGGGGAGGGGGAGCGCAAGGUUGUGGUGCUGGAGGGGGAAGGGAGGGUGGGAAGGUGGAGGAGGGUGAGGGGGUGGAUGAGGGGGUGGGUGCCGGGGAGUGUUGGGGGGAGUGCUGGGGGUAAAGGGGACGAGAGGCAGGCGUUGUUGGGGAGUAGGGGGGUGGAUGAGGGAUAUGGGAGUUUAUGA